AUGCCCAAUCCCUGGCCUCCAACCUCCCCCCACUCGGCCUCCAACCUCCCACUCGGCCUCCAUCUUCCCACUCGGCCUCAUACUCGGCCUCCAACCUCACACUUAGCCCCUUCUGAACCUCCCACUCGGCCUCCAAGCUCCCACUCGCCUCUCACUCGGCCUCCAACCUCCCAUUCGGCCUCCAACCUGCCACUAAGCCUCCAAGCUUCCACUCGGCCUCAUACUCGGCCUCCAACCUCACACUUAGCCCCUUCUGAACCUUCCACUCGGCCUCCAAGCUCCCACUCGGCCUCCAACCUCCUCCUCGGCCUCCAACCUUCCACUCGGCCUCCAACCUCCCCCUCGGUCUCCAAGCUCCCACUCGGCCUCCGAGCUCCCACUCGGCCUCCAACCUCCACCUCGGCCUCCAACCUCCCACUCGGCCUCCAAGCUCCCCCUCGGCUUCCAAGCUCCCCCUCGGCCUCCAACCUCCUACUCGGCCUCCAGCCUCCCCCUCGGCCUCCAGCCUCCCCCUCGGCCUCCAAACUCCCCCUCGGCCUCCAACCUCCCCCUCGGCCUCCAACCUCCCCCUCGGCCUCCAACCCCGAAUUCAAGGACCGCAGCAAUUUCCCGAGGACGAGCGACCCGGCCACUUUCCCGCCAAACUCUUUGAGGCAAAGACUGGAGUAA
Penaeus indicus is the source of this 669-nucleotide messenger RNA. RefSeq lists its product as uncharacterized. Lineage: Eukaryota; Metazoa; Arthropoda; Malacostraca; Decapoda; Penaeidae. Bases 1 to 669 code for a protein of 222 amino acids. The transcript has 2 exons. The record is from RefSeq and is a predicted model, not a curated record.